Molecule: messenger RNA, 9877 nt
Organism: Balaenoptera musculus (blue whale)
Lineage: Eukaryota; Metazoa; Chordata; Mammalia; Artiodactyla; Balaenopteridae
Gene: COL4A4
Product: collagen type IV alpha 4 chain
Exons: 47
Coding region: 4-5301 (1765 amino acids)
Cellular component (GO): collagen trimer
Molecular function (GO): extracellular matrix structural constituent
Source: RefSeq, a predicted model, not a curated record
GCGAUGUGGAGGCGGCGGAGCACGGUGGAGGGAGUGGCCAGCGGCCCUGCUCAGAUUAAGCGGGAGGCGCGCCGGGCGUCUGCACUCGCGCGGCCCCGCUCGCUCCGGCUCCCGGCCGCUGCCGUCUCGCCUCUUUCCCCUUCUCAACGCGUCUCCAAUACGGCAGCCGCCGGACCCGGCGGUGAGAGCGUGGGGAAGAGGCAGCCGAGCCGCCCGCGGAAUUGGGCGCGGCGGGAGGUGCGCGCCGCGCGGGCGGGCGCAGAGGUGGCUCCCGGGGCGGCGGGCGUCCCCACGAGGUCGCUCGUACUUAUUCUCUUUUCUGUACAACAUGCGUAUGGGGGUGGAAAGAAGUUUAUUGGUCCCUGCGGGGGAAGAGAUUGCUCUCUUUGCCAGUGCUUUCCUGAAAAGGGAUCUCGGGGUCAACCAGGACCACCAGGGCCACAGGGUCCUAUUGGACCCCUGGGGCCACCAGGACCCAUUGGAAUUCCAGGAGAGAAAGGGAUGAGAGGUGACAGUGGCCUUCCUGGAGCAGCAGGUGACAAGGGUGAUAAGGGUCCAACCGGUGUUCCUGGAUUCCCAGGUUUGGAUGGGAUACCUGGGCACCCAGGGCCUCCUGGAUCCAGAGGCAAAUCUGGCAUAGAUGGCUACAAUGGCUCAAGAGGUGCUCCAGGGUUUCCAGGAGAAAGAGGAGCUCUUGGCCCACAAGGCUCCCCAGGCCUUCUUGGGAAAAAAGGAGAAAAAGGAAAUUCAGUGUUCAUUUUAGGUGUCAUUAAAGGUAUUCAGGGUGACAGAGGGGACCCAGGACCUCCUGGCUUACCAGGCUCAAGGGGAGCGAGAGGGCCAGCAGGCCCAGUGGGAUACCCGGGAGAGUCAGGGUUAGCAGGACCUCCAGGCCCUCCUGGGAGUCCAGGGUUGAAGGGUAAUCCUGGAGUGGGAGUAAAGGGGCAAAUGGGAGACCCGGGUGAGGUUGGCCAACAGGGUUCUCCAGGACCCACCCUUCUGGUGCAGCCCCCUGAUUCUGGUCUCUAUAAAGGAGAAAAGGGUAUUAAAGGAACGCCUGGAAUCAUUGGACCUCCCGGACCACCAGGACCCAAGGGGGAACCCGGUAUUGGGACAAAAGGCGAGAAAGGUAUUCCUGGGUUUCCAGGACCUCGGGGGGACCCUGGCUUCUAUGGAUCUCCAGGUUUUCCAGGAUUAAAGGGCGAACCAGGAGUGUUUGGAGAUCCUGGGCCGUUUGGAUUUCUUGGUCCAAAGGGAGAUCCUGGAGACCACGGGCACCCAGGACCACCAGGGGUUUUGGCAACUCCAGCUCUUCCACUCAAAGGGCCUCCAGGGGAUCCAGGGCACCCUGGCCGCUAUGGAGAAACGGGGACUGUUGGACCACCAGGUCCCCCUGGUCCCCCUGGUAGACCAGGGGAAGUCUGUGCAGGCAUGAUGGGACCCCCUGGGCCACGAGGGUUUUCUGGUCAUCCAGGAUUUCCAGGGGCAGCUGGUGUUCCUGGGAGAGCUGAUUCUGCUCCAGGAAAACCAGGCAACCAGGGACCACCCGGCUUGCCUGGAGUGCCAGGGUUGCCAGGACCUCCAGGAUCAGAUGUUGUAUAUUGUAGUGCUGGGCCUCCUGGACCACAAGGAAUAAAAGGCAAAGUGGGUCCUCCAGGAAGAAGAGGCUCAAAAGGAGAAAAAGGAAGCACAGGGCUCUGUGCCUGCCAGCCUUGUCCCUCAGGCCCACCUGGCCCUCCAGGACUUCCUGGGAGGCAAGGGAGUAAAGGAGACUUGGGACUCCCUGGGCGGCUUGGAGAGAAAGGUUACCCAGGCCUUCCUGGUGCCAGAGGAUCUCCAGGGCCACCAGGAAAACCUGGUACCUCAGGACCACCUGGCAGCAAAGGAGAAAAAGGUGACCUGGUUGUAUCAAGAGUGAAAGGGCACAAAGGAGAAAGAGGUCCUGAUGGGCCCCCAGGAUUUCCAGGGCAGCAGGGACAACACGGUCAAGAUGGAUAUGCUGGAGAAAAAGGGGACCCAGGACCGCUGGGAGAUCAAGAAGAUGCAGCCCCAGGUGAUAAAGGGCCUCCUGGACCACCAGGCCCCCCGGGCAGAGCAGGACCUAGGGGGCCUCCAGGACUGGGAUUUCCUGGUCCACCAGGAGAGAGGGGUCAACCAGGAGCUCCAGGCUGCCCAGGCAAGAGGGGCCCUGAUGGCUGGAAGGGUCAGAAAGGUGAUACAAUUCCUUGUAACGUAACCUACCCUGGGAGGCCAGGCCUGCCAGGUUUUGAUGGACCUCCAGGUCCGAAGGGGUUUCCAGGUCGUCGGGGAGCUCCUGGGUUGAGGUGUUUGGAUGGGGAAAAGGGUCAACGUGGCAAACCAGGAAUCUCAGAAAUACCUGGUCCACCUGGUUUUCAUGGUGAUAUGGGAGAUCCAGGUUUUGGAGGUGAAAAGGGGUCCUCCCUUGUCGGGCCCCCAGGAUCUCCAGGUUCACCUGGAGUGAAUGGUCAGAAAGGACCUCCGGGAGACUCUGCUAUUGGCUACCCAGGACCCCCAGGAAAGAGGGGUCUUUUAGGAGUACCAGGGUCAAAAGGACUCAGAGGUGAUCCCGGACGACCGGGGGCUGCAGGGCCAGCUGGCAUGCCCGGAUUCCCGGGUCUCAAAGGUCCCAAAGGGAGAGAGGGAAGUGCCGGGUUUCCAGGGAUCCCAGGUCCACCCGGCCAUUCCUGUGAAAGAGGUGCUCCAGGGAGACCAGGGCCACCAGGGCUCCCUGGAGCUCCAGGAAGUCCAGGUGCCCCAGGUUGGAAAGGACAACAAGGGGACAUGGGGCCUCCUGGACCCGCUGGAAUGAAGGGCCUCCCCGGAUUCCCAGGAUGGCCAGGGGCAGAUGGACCCCCAGGGCCCCCGGGAGUCCCAGGCCCCGUUGGGGAUGAUGCGCUACCUGGUCUUCCAGGCCCAAAGGGACCCCAGGGGCUGCCCGGCUUCCUGGGUUUUCCGGGAGAGAGAGGAAAACCUGGCCCAGACGGACACCCUGGCAGAAAGGGAGAACCCGGAGAAAAGGGUUGGCCCGGCUCCCUGGGAGACCGAGGAGCGAAAGGUGACAAAGGAGCAAGAGGACCCCCAGGAUAUGAAGGAGAAAUGGAUAUUAUUUCUAAAAAGGGGGAAACCGGGGAACCUGGACCUCCUGGAGAUGGUGGAUUCCCAGGAGAAGAAGGUGAUAAAGGCCAUCCUGGGAUACAAGGCAAGAAAGGAGAGCCGGGAAGCUGUGGACCACCUGGAUUUCACAGAGGGGAGCCCGGGAGGAAUGGGCAGCCAGGCCUUCCUGGACCCCCAGGCCCUCCAGGCUCACCUGGGCUGAGAGGGCUCAUUGGCUUUCCGGGAUUUCCAGGUGACCAGGGUGAGCCAGGUUCUCCAGGGCCCCAUGGACUUUCAGGACUUGAUGGUACAAGAGGACCUAAAGGGUACAAAGGGGAACCUGCAAGUCAGUUUGGCCUACCUGGUCCAAAGGGUGAGCCAGGGAGCCCUGGAUAUCCAGGACAUUUGGGAGCACCUGGAGAGCAGGGCUUGCCCGGUGUUCAAGGACCUGGAGGACCACCGGGAAGGCCAGGACCGCCUGGCUCCUCUGGACCAGCGGGGUGUCCAGGUAAUCCAGGGCUGCCUGGGCUGCAGGGACAUCCAGGAGAAAUCGGGGAUCCUGGGCCAAGAGGCCUCGUGGGGGAUCCAGGGGCACCAGGUCUUCCGGGAAUAAAAGGUCCCUCCGGGUCGCCCGGCCUGAACGGCUUGCACGGUUUAAAGGGUCAGAAAGGCAGCAGAGGCACUUCAGGUUCCCAUGAAACGGGCCCACCUGGUCCAGUGGGAAUGCCCGGGCCAAAAGGCGAGACAGGAGACCCCGGGAGCCCAGGAAUUUCUCCUCCAGGACUUUUCGGAGACAAAGGUCCCCCAGGUCCCCCAGGGAGACCUGGACCGCCUGGUCCUGCAGGUGCCCCAGGAAGAGCUCUUAAGGGUGACGUUCCGGACCCGGGUCUGCCCGGAGAUCAGGGACCUCCUGGCCCCGAUGGUCCAAGAGGAAUAUCCGGGCCUCCAGGGCUCCCUGGGAUUGUUGACCUUCUGAAAGGUGAACCAGGUGACUGUGGUCUGCCGGGGCCUCCAGGUCCCCCAGGCCCACCAGGCCCUCCAGGACGCAAAGGCUUCCCAGGAUGUGAUGGAAAAGAUGGCCAGAAAGGACCAAUGGGAUUCCCGGGGCUGCAGGGGCCACCUGGAACUUCUGGGCCACCUGGAGAGAAGGGUUUACCUGGACCUCCAGGCAGACAGGGGCCCUCGGGUCCUCCAGGUUCCAGAGGUGAACCUGGGCCCCCUGCAGACUUGGAUGCUUGCCCCCGAAUCCCGGGGCUUCCUGGGGUACCAGGCCCAAGAGGACCAGAAGGAGCCAUGGGGCUCCCUGGAAUGAGAGGCCCCCCAGGACCAGGGUGCAAAGGAGAGCCCGGGCUGGAUGGCAGGAGAGGCGAGGAUGGCCUUCCAGGGUCCCCUGGGCCUCCGGGACGCAAAGGUGACAUGGGAGAAGCGGGCUGUCCAGGAGUACCAGGCCCUCCUGGGCCCGUGGGGGAUCCUGGGCCCAAAGGGUUUGGCCCUGGAUACCUCAGUGGCUUCCUCCUGGUUCUCCACAGUCAGACAGAUGGAGAACCCACCUGCCCCGCAGGCAUGCCCAGGCUCUGGACUGGGUAUAGUCUGUUAUACCUGGAAGGACAGGAGAAAGCUCACAAUCAAGACCUUGGUCUGGCGGGCUCCUGCCUCCGCAUGUUCAGCACGCUGCCCUUCGCCCACUGCAACGUCCACCAAGUGUGCCAGUACGCCCGGAGGAACGACAGGUCCUACUGGCUGGCGAGCACCGCGCCGUUGCCCAUGACGCCGCUCUCGGAGGAGGAGAUCCGCCCGUACAUCAGCCGCUGCGCCGUGUGCGAGGCCCCCGCGCAAGCCGUGGCCGUGCACAGUCAGGACCAGUCCAUCCCGCCGUGUCCGCGGGCCUGGCGGAGCCUCUGGAUUGGGUACUCUUUCCUGAUGCACACAGGCGCUGGGGACCAAGGAGGUGGCCAGGCCCUCAUGUCACCCGGCAGCUGCCUGGAGGAUUUCAGAGCUGCACCGUUCCUUGAAUGCCAAGGACGGCAGGGAACUUGCCACUUUUUUGCAAACGAGUAUAGCUUCUGGCUGACAACUGUGAGACCUGACGUGCAGUUUUCCUCCGCACCCUCACCGGACACCUUGAAAGAAAGCCAAGCCCAGCGCCAGAAAAUCAGCAGGUGCCAGGUCUGUGUGAAGCAUAGCUAGAGAACCCACCGCUUGUCAUCAGGUCACCAAGAGAAACUUGCUAGGAGACUAAGGCAUCCUAGGCUGUGCUGAGAGAUUCAGUGGUGCUCAUCUUGGACUCCUGGUUUAGCUGUUCCUUCUGUUUCGAUGUGGUUAUUCCCACAGUACUGCAAUCCCUUGCUCUGUUUGGGACAGAUUAAGCAAAUGCUACACGUAUGGAUUUGUUUGGACCUACCAACCUAGAUGAAACCCAGAUAUUCUUAGCUGGCUUUAUUUAAAAGUAUGCUAAUUCAGGGGAAGGCAAAUAGAUGAUAAAGGCCAGAUUACAAAUUACAUUACUGAAAACGUCAUUCAUUGGUUAAUAGCAACUCAAACAAUUGAAGUCAAUUACUCUAUAAUACAGUGGGCUUCUGGAUGGAUUUUACGGGAAAAAAUAAAUAGGCCAACAAAUGAAACUAGAAAGUAGAGAUUUCCUACAUUUCAAAAUGAUUUCCUCUGUAAUCUAUUUUUCCAUGCACUUUAAUUGUAAAACUAUGACCCAUGAAGAUUAAAAAAAAAUCCACACAGCCAGCCUGAACAGUUCAUUUCAAAGCAGAAUGAAUCAUUAUGCCAGGAAGGACCACGGUCGCUGUAUUCCAGAGAUGCGACAUUAGCAUAAAACACAUCACAGAUGAACAUAAAACAUUAUGUUCUCUUCUGCAUUUUUCAGAGAACAGAAAUGCCUGCUCUGGCAACCCUUUGGAAAAGUAGCAAUUAUGGAAAAAAAAUAUGUUCAGUAAGGGAUUAAGAGCCGAAAAGCUAUUAAUGAAUAUUAAGGCAGCGAUUCACAAGAAUUGACUCCCCACUGCCGUGAACUUCCAAACAGGCCGCUUUUGCCCAGUCGGGGUCUGGCUUGUCUUCCAGUGUGCGUGCUAAUGGGACUGGAGCCACAUGGGGCCAUGUUCACAUAAAGCAUCCUGCUCCCCUCCCCGGGGGCGCCUGCAGAGCUGCCUCACAGAGAGUGCCCGCAACGGACACUUUCCCUCCAUCCGCAUAAUGGCAUCUCAUACGGGGAAGUGACAGAGCUAUCAUUAUGCACUUGGGAGAAAAUUAAGGGCCGACUUAAUUAAACUUAGGUAAGAAGAUUCAUUUAAGUCAUCAUCACCCCAUGCCCCCAAAAGACCUGGCACUCUUUUAAAUGAAACAAAGACCACCUACAACUUGAAUUUUAUGUUCUUGUUAUUGGUUUUUACAGGAGCAUCCUGCUUUUCUAAUCUUAAAAACAUUCUUACAUUUUAUAUCAGUAUUAGAGCAAGGCAGCAGUUUGAUAUUUGGCAUUAAUAUUUUCUGUAAAAGCUUAGAAGAUAUGUCACUUUAUAGUGAGUAAUUUUCUGUAGAGCAAAGGAUAGGUUUUCUAUUUUGCUGGGAAUUCAGUGGUCUAAUCCUAAAAAUCAGAAGGCUUAUUGGAAAAGAUUUUUAGGAAACUUGCCUUCCUUAUUUAAAGAAAUGUUAUUCUAGAGAAAGCUAAAGAAAUUUCUCAUGAGAAAGUGACAUUCACUUCAGUGCUCAUUUUCAAUGCACUUAAUAAUUAAGAAAAACUCAAUUAAAACUUUGUUUAUAAGAAAUACUUUUCUUGGCAAACGUUGAUUGGGAGUGUACACUUACAUGCAGAAUAUAUUUCAAAUGAAUUUUGCUCUGGGGUGUCCCCCGGAUGGCAAUUUAUUUUAAGGCUACUUCCUGGUAAAAAGAAAAAAUGUACAUUUUAAGAGGAAAUAAUUGUCUUGAUGUACCAGAAUAUUUCCUAGUUCAUUUGACCCAUCUAUUAAUUUUUUGAAACUCUCCUAUGGCAUGCUAAAUAUUUGAUAUUGAACCCAAUUUCAACCUUGUUUAUAAUUACAAUUUUGUUUCCAAAAGUUUUAUCAUAUAUUACCAAAAUUCAAGCCUUCUAAAAAUUCAUCAUGCUCAUUCAUGAAAUUGGUCCGAGAACAUUCUCUGGGAAGAGGUAAGGGUGAUCGAUGGACCAUAGGAAACAUAUCUUGCUUGCUAUUUUAAACACCUUAACUUUGGUAUUAGAAUUAUCUUAAUAAGCUGGUCAAAUAAAUUUUGAAAAAACAGCCUGAAUUAAGCGGGCACGUUCCUCCACAGUGAGUCCGGGAUAGUGUAGGAGACUGAUUUCAAAAUAUCUGAUAUCACAAGAGCCCUCUGUAAACACAGCACAAACGCCACCUGCUGCUUUCGAAAAAUUAUUUUAAAUGGUUGAAAAAGCAAAACAAUGGAAAAAAUACUAUCUUGGAUUAGAAGAUCAUGUUAUUUUAAGCCAUCAUUUUCUUUACCUGGUUACAUAUCAAGGUACUUUGGAAUAUCCUUUCUCUCUGAAGGAUGAAGAAAGCUUUAAAGUUGUUCUCUUAAUCCAUUACUGGUGAUUAUCCUUAUCAAUAUCUCCUUCCCCAGAACCCCCUCCCCCAGCGGGUUGGUUGGAAGGCCCAAAGAGGGUUGCUCUGGGUCGUGAGCUGAGGGGCUUGAUGUUUCCUUCCGGGUUCUUAUCCUGAGUGAGUGGAGCCCAAUCCACGCUGCCAGCGGGGGGGCCCAUUCGUAUUCCCCAUAUUCCCUCCCUUCUCAGAUUCCCCAGACCUCAACUUCAGUCGCCACUUCCCGCGGAUUGCUGCCUUCCUCGCCGGCCUCUCUGCACCUGUCUAAACAUAGCCUUUGUCUUUCACCUCUACUCUUGUAGUAGACAUCUCCCAGCUGCUGCCUCCCGUUUCAAAUUCCCGUCAUCAUUUCUCUAAGUUGCAAAUUUGAUUUUGUUAUUCCUUGGCUUAAAAUCCUUCAAUGAGCCCACUGCCUGCCAGGUCCAGAUGACUGCCUGUGAGGUGAAGGGGUCUGCAGGAACCGUCCGCAGCUUACCUCUCUGCUCGUCACAGAGGCACGCGCCUAUCUCUGUGACUUUACUCCUGCACUUUCCCCCGGUGAUGUCCCCCGCAGAUGAGUUUACCUGGCAGACGACUACUUAUCUUUAGACUGAAUUAGCUGGUGGGGAGGAGGGUGUGGAUUUCCCCAGGAUGACUUGGCCUCCUUUCUGCUGCUCCCAGUACAAUUCGCGGGUCUGCUCACUCUCUCCUGCUUUCCCCGCUGCUCCUGUGAUGUCUCACCCUGCUGCCUUCAUUCUCUUGCUAAAAUGUAAGCCCACAGGGCAGGCAGCAUGCUUUACUCAUCGUUGUAUGCCCUGGGCCUACACAGAGCCGAGCAUGUUAUUGACACUUAAUUCUUUUUUCACUGACAAUUGCAGCAUUAGGCAUUAGAUGUUCAGCUCUGGGUAUAGGGUUCUCAUCGACAAAAUGGUUACAAGUAUAAACCAUUUCUUAUUUCAAAAUAUUUUAGUGUGACAGCCUAUCUGCACACCCACAAUCUCCUCUUGCAAUUAUUGACGGAAAGCCGACUGAUAAACUUUAACCAUCGCCCCCCUCCUGAAAAAUAGCUUACUUUUCCAUAAACUGAAAUUUCAGAAAUAAGAUUUGAGAGAUGUGACAAUGAGAGAAGAUUCUUCAUGGAAGUGUGAUAUGACUUAACUCAUGCUGUAAUCUGUAUUCCCUCAUGAUUGUCAAAGCGUCCUAGUACAAAAUCACCUCUACAGAGUUUGUGUACAUGUUAUUGGUGCUUGGGAAAAGAGGAACAGAAUGGUCCACUAAAACUGGAUUUUAUCAAGGAUUUUAUUUUGAGCCUCUUAGAGAUUAUAAUAAAGCAAAUCAUUCUGUUUUCCGGGAAAUUACAUUAGAUUUGUGCUUCUAUCAGCUCACCAGACUAAUAUGAUAAUUGUUACUUUUAUUUGGUGUGGCUGAAAGAAUAGUGGAAAGAUGUGGCUUUAGAGGUGGUUGAACCCAAGUUUCAGUCCAGCUCUGUCACUCUCCAGAGGUGUUACCCUGGGUGAGUCACAGCAACUCCCUGAGCCUCAUUUUCCACAUUUACAAAGUGGGACAUAACACCUACUCUUGCAUUGAAAAUUAAGUUAGAUUCUAUGUCCAGCACAUAGCAGACCUUGUAUAUUUAUUAUGGUCACAUCUUCUAUUUAAAACAAGCCAUUUAAUAUGAAAAAUAUUUCUUGGGAUUCUUUACAUAGUAGAAUUAACGUGAGGAUUCUCACGGGGCAUAUAAAUUACUGAUUAGAAUUAUUUAUACCUGGCCAAUUCUUAAUGUCUUUGGGAAUGCUAUUUUAUUUCAUUUCUCAAAGUUACUGUACCACACACACAAAACUCAGAAUUUCCUGCAGGGUCAUUAUCAGGAAGUUCUGCAGGGAACAAAACAAUUGACAUUAAAUAUCAGUACUCUGCAAUUGUCACUGUUAUCAUCUGCCAGAGACUCUGCAUAAUGCGUUUUCGACCACCAAGGCUGGCUGCCACAUCUGUGUGAAAUGCUUGAAUUUUAUGGUGCUUAAAUAUUUAAUGAUUCAUAGGAAAAAAUGUGAAAUGUGUCUGAUAAAUUGCAUCCCUUUCUCUAACCUAGGGUUGUAAAGUUAAAGACUUUCAACAUGUAAACUUUGCAAGAUGCCUGACCUGCUAUUGACAUUGAAAUCUUGUAUUACAAUUUAUAAUAUCACUUAUUAUGUAUAAAAAUUCAGUGAUGA